AUGAGCAUGAGCGCGCCGCAAAAGACGUCCUCGUCAGCAAGGGGCCUCGAGCCCGGCCAUGCCGCUGAAGCCCGCCUCCGAGGCCCCUCCGAAGCAAACGGGGAGCUGGAUCUGCUUGCCGGGCUCUGGCAGGUGGCUCCGUUCCCUCGCCUUCCAGCCGAUGCGCCGGCCGAGCUCAACGACUACGUCCAGCAUGUCGAGAAUCCCCGUCGCGUCUAUGCCAUCCAUCGAGCCAGUCGUCGUCACGACUUUCAGCAUCUCGUCGACAAAUACAUCUCCCAACUGCGAAGUGGCUGUGGUGUGUCGAAUUGCUCGACGGCUACCUGCUUCACUUGCCGCAAGCGCCUCGCUGGCAAGGCACCCAUCCGCAGAUACAAUCCCACAAGUGCCAGAACACUAGCAGUGUACCUGGCCAGUCAAGAUAACCCAGAGGCCGGCCUCUGUCCCCAUCUCGGCUCACCCAGAGAGGUCCCUCCCGCUCUCAACAGCCUCAUCUUUUCUACUCGACCUUCGCCAUCCCAGCACAACACCGGCAGGCCUUCCGACAGCCACACAGCAUCCCGGCGAAAACCAAGCGUGGGGGUUGCUACCAAGCCUCCCGCUUCCCCUACCACAACAAGAUCUCGCUCGUCGUCUCUGGAAAAGCAACACUUGGAUAACCAGCCCAGCGAAUCCAAAAAUGGCGACGCUACCACACGACCCGGGCAGCUACCGGCCUCUCAUAUCAGUGUUACGGAAAAGGCAACACAAAAAGACUACAGAUCGUUUGCAGUGGCCACCUUUGGCACCGUCGCAUUCAAGAUGCUGGAAUGGCUUACACCACAGGCUAUUGAAGCCAUGACGGACAAGUUCUCCGAGCUGGGUGGAUUUCGACAAACUGGCACCAGUGCUACUGCGGAUGCUACCACUGCUACUACUGCUGGCCCAGCCAGCACUGAGCAGGCUACGAGUUCGCAGACACACCGUUCUCAAGCGCAUCAACCCGCACCUCCUCCAGCCGCUCAACCUAAACGGAACAAGGCUUCAAAGCCGGCAAGAACCUCGAGCCAAGACAUAGUCGAACCGCCCACCCCGGUAAAAGAUGUGUCGUCUAGGCCUAAGAGAAACUCCAAGCCAACUCUUCGUUCUUCCCCAUCCAAAUCGAACAGGAGGACCAUGGAUCCCGUUGCCAUUUCAGCAGGAAGCGAAGAGGCCAAGCCAACGUCACGACCUCCAAGUUUGAAUGGCUUCUACCCCGACAAGUUGGCUCGCGCUGGCAAGACGUCGCCUGCUAUCAUUACUCGUGGUGUUCCUGAAAUACCAUCCAAGCCUGCCUUUUUUGAAAAUUUGUCUGCUCCCACCCCCACCGCCCCGGCCAACACGGUGGAAGAUGUCGAAUCAGGAUCCUCUGAUACGGAGACUAUUGACGAGAGAGAGACGCCCAGUAGCACUCCUCCGGCUGUCAAGAGUGAACACGUCGACACGCAGACCAAGCUAAGGCCAAUAUCGCCGCUUCCGGAGGUAGACUUUUCCUCGGCCAAGUUUCUGCUGCCUCAAUCUCUAUCGGCUUUGAAUGUCGAGCUUGUCGAUUUUAUAUGUGAUGUUUUUCAAGAGGAUAAUACAUACGAACGCCAUUUUUUCGGGCCUUUGGAAUCUCACGCAUCGUAUCCCGUCCCCCAGAAUCCAUCAAGAAGAUUGGCUAGACGGCGAUCGAUAUCCCGUACCACCUCCCCCAGCCAGUGGAAGGCCUUCAAUGAACAGGCCUUGUUCACCGUCCUGAGCGACCCUCACUCCCUCGUUCGGUCUUUCUCCCGAGAUGGCAAGCUGUAUGACUCGCAGACGCUAUUCUACUGCAUGCUUCGGAUGACUCGUGCUGUGCCAACCCUAGUCCUCCACAGCCUUUGGAUGGCAGCCGAGUCUUUAUUCGCAACACCAAGGUCUUUUCAAGCCUCCCAGUCUCGUCCCUCAAGGGCUCUACCAAAAAAUCGAAAACCGCUGUCGGAUUUCGAAGCCGGCUGCGUCGUAUCCGUCUGUCUUCAUGCUCUCGUUGCGGUAGCACCUUUCGUCUCAGACUCCAAGACUCUGUACGACAUGUCGCGCAUACGAUCUACGGGGCUAACACUGGGCGGCAACGGUCUCUCCGCAAGACAGCCGCAGGCCAUAUGCCUCGAGUAUGAGGACGUCUUUUCAAACGACAACGCCAUCAGACUGGCGCGCCGUGUCUUCUCUGCCGUGUCUGCUCGUCGAUCCCUGGCUACUCUGAUGCGCAUGGAUGGCAAGACGAAGACUGGCCAGCUGGACAUACUCCAGCCACUGCUCAGCCAGCUCGACCUUGUGCACUCAGGGCCACUCCGAAUUCUGGAGUUCCCGCAAGCCGAGCGCCUGUUGCACGAAACCCGCGUCCCCACUCUCUUGCUGGACUGGGCGAGGACGGUUCUCUAUCACGAGUGGGAUGGAAACCCCGAGGUUUUGGGCGGCGGUGCCUUUCACGGGGCGCUGUCUCUGAUUUCUACCAUGUACCAAAACAGAUCCAGACUCCUCCUGGGAGACAUUCAAUUCCGGGCCGACUAUUUCUCAGAACGCCUAGACACCAUGGAGAUGCCAGUAACAUGGGCUGAGUCCGACUCUCCGCGGAAUAAGGGGCAUAUGCUCGACUACCCCUAUCUCUUCAGCCCAGAAUGUCUCGUCACGUUCUUUAGAUCCAUCAACUUUGCAAAGAUGAGCCGGAUGUUUGAAGAAAGCAGCUCGCUCAAGACGAGGAUGAGCGCUAUUGUCGAUCCCGGUAGUCUUGUUGCCAAUCCCCACCACAAGAUAGUGUUGCAGGAUAUGCUGAGGGUGGCAUCGUCAAAGUAUCUAAUACUGGAUAUCGGUCGUGACAAUGUCUUGAGAGACGCCUUUGAUCAGCUGUGGAGGCGAGAACGGCGUGAGCUCCUCCGUCCUCUCAAGGUCCACCUCGGCGAGCAGGGCGGAGAGGAAGGCUUCGACUCGGGUGGCGUACAGCAGGAAUUCUUCCGCGUGGCCAUUGCCGAGUGUAUGGACCCCAAGUACGGUGCCUUCUCCAUUGAUGACCGAACGCGCAUGGCAUGGUUUGUUCCCGGCUCGGUUGUGGAGGAGUGGAAGUUUGAGCUGAUGGGCGUUCUCGUAUCCCUGGCGGUAUACAACGGCCUCACGCUUCCCGUCACCUUCCCCAGGGCUCUGUACCGGAAACUGCUGGGCGAGCCGGUGGAAGAGCUGUACCACAUUGCAGACGGCUGGCCUGCACUGGCCAGCGGGCUGAUGAGCCUAUUGGAAUGGAACGAGAAAGAUGGCCAGGUGGAAGACAUCUUUGCGCGCACCUACGAGUUCUCCGUGUCCAACAUUGGGGGCAACGUGACACGAGAAAUGACCAAGGAUACGGUCCAGUGGCCGCAGAAUCUCGACUGGAAAAUGCGCGUCAACAUUCCCGAAGAAUCAGUUGACGACCGAGAGGCGCCGCUCGUGACCAACGAAAACCGCGACCAGUAUGUGAGCGACUACAUCCGCUACCUGACUGACGUGUCUGUCAGGCCGCAGUAUGAGGCGUUUGAACGUGGCUUUAAUAGCUGCCUCGAGUACAAGUCGCUCUCCCUGUUGAGCCCCCAGAUUCUGCAGUCCCUUGUCGAGGGCGUGCAAGAGAUUGACAUUUCGGAGCUUCGACGAUAUACUCGCUACGUUGGGUGGGAUGCCUCCCAACCCACGGUCCGAGACUUCUGGUCCAUAGUCAAGCGUUAUGACGACAGGAUGAAGCGCAAGCUUUUGGAAUUCGUCACCGCUUCGGACCGCGUCCCCGUCGGGGGCAUGCGCAACCUGCAGUUUGUGGUACAAAGAAAUGGCGAUGGUGAAGAUAGUGGGAAUCGGUUGCCUACUGCGUACACAUGUUACGGGACACUCCUUUUACCGGACUACAAGGAUAAGGACAUGUUGAGGCAGCGACUCAAUAUGGCGCUGGAAAAUGCCCAAGGAUUCGGCUUUGCAUAA
Molecule: messenger RNA, 3975 nt
Organism: Trichoderma aggressivum f. europaeum
Lineage: Eukaryota; Fungi; Ascomycota; Sordariomycetes; Hypocreales; Hypocreaceae
Exons: 3
Coding region: 1-3975 (1324 amino acids)
Biological process (GO): protein polyubiquitination
Molecular function (GO): ubiquitin protein ligase activity
Source: RefSeq, a predicted model, not a curated record